This is a messenger RNA of Periophthalmus magnuspinnatus, 6405 nucleotides long. RefSeq names its product forkhead box protein K1. The record is from RefSeq and is a predicted model, not a curated record. Gene Ontology annotation, biological process: regulation of transcription by RNA polymerase II. Gene Ontology annotation, molecular function: protein binding; DNA-binding transcription factor activity, RNA polymerase II-specific; RNA polymerase II cis-regulatory region sequence-specific DNA binding. Bases 156 to 2129 code for a protein of 657 amino acids. The transcript has 9 exons. Lineage: Eukaryota; Metazoa; Chordata; Actinopteri; Gobiiformes; Gobiidae.
GGAGAUCCGGUCCGGGUCUUGCCCGAAGCGGGACUCCAUGUUGUUCCGUCCGACAGCCACGGAGCGAACAAGUGCCCCGGCCGAAAGUCUCACGUUGCAGCUCUGUGUGCGGGAAGUCCAGUGCGAGUGCGAGUGAGUUCAGCAGCCGAUAAAAGAUGGAAGACUACAGGGACGACUCCGGGGCUCGGGCCCUGCUCGCGCUGCAGUCGGCUCCGUGUAGCCCGGUGCGUGUGGCGGUGACCUCUCGCUCCUACCCACAGUCCUCGCUCUUCCUGGGCCCUCCGCUCGUGGAGGCCCGUGGGGACGCGGGGGUCGUGCCGAUGCGCCUGGGCUCUCCUCCGCUGCAGGCCCUGGCCAGGCUCGAAGGCCGGGACUUUGAGUUUGUCAUGCGCCAAAGGACGGUCACCAUCGGCCGGAACUCGUCUCAUGGCUCAGUGGACAUCAACAUGGGUCACUCGAGCUUUAUUUCGCGGAGACACCUGCAGAUCUUGUACGACGAUGCGGGCGGCUUUACUCUGCGCUGUCUGGGCAAAAACGGCGUGUUUGUGGAUGGGGUGUUCCAGCGCAGAGGGGCUGCCCCGCUGCCGCUGCCCCGAGAGUGCAUGUUUCGGUUCCCCAGCACGGUGAUAAAGAUCCAGUUCACGUCUCUGCUGGAGCCUGAGGAGCAGAGGGAGCUGGACCCCUCCCCCCCUCCAAGACCCCUCCUACCCCACAUCUCCCCCCUGAAGAUCAGCAUCCCCACAGCGCAGCAGCACGAGGAGCACCUACGGAUGUUUGGAUCCCCCCUGCCCUCUCCCACUGGCACCAUCAGUGUCCCCAAUUCGUGUCCAGCCAGCCCACGGGGAGCCGGGAUGUCAGGCUAUCGCUACGGGCGCAAUAUAACCUCUGACCUUCAGCUGGCAGCAGAGUACGCAGCCAAGGCAGUGUCAGAGCAGAGGAGAAGUGGAGCGGAGCAGAGGAGCGGCCCAGGGGAGGGCAGAGGGGAGGCAGCAGGCGGAGAUAGCCCCAAGGAUGAGUCCAAACCUCCAUAUUCCUACGCACAGCUGAUUGUUCAGGCCAUUUCUUCAGCCCCAGACAAGCAGCUAACUCUGAGCGGCAUCUACGCCCACAUCACCAAGCAUUACCCGUACUACCGCACUGCAGACAAGGGCUGGCAGAACUCGAUCCGACACAACCUGUCCCUGAACCGCUACUUCCUAAAGGUGGCACGCUCCCAGGAUGAGCCAGGCAAGGGCAGCUUCUGGAGGGUGGACUCUGCGUCGGAGAGCAAACUGGUGGAGCAGGCCUUCAGGAAGAGACGCCAGAGGGGCGUGGCUUGUUUCAGGACGCCCUUUGGACCUCUCUCCUCCAGGAGCGCACCCGCAUCUCCAACCCACCAGGGGCUGCUGUCUCCCCCCUCCAGCGGCCUGCAGACCCCCGAGUGUCUGAGCAGAGAGGGCUCCCCCAUACCCCAGGACCACCACGAGCAGCUGGUACACAAGCUGUCCUCUGUACCCGAGUACAGGUACUCCCAGAGCGCCCCAGGUUCUCCUGUGAGCAGUGGGCAGCCGGUGAUCAUGGCCGCACCCUCUCAUCCCUCUGCUCUGCACUCUGCUUCGGGGAAAGGCCUGGCUCUGUUCCCUGGAGGAGCCCAACCCUCUAUCACCAUGCUGAGGGGGAUGUCUGCCAGCCCAGGAGCUGUCCCCUCCAAUGGGUACAGCUCCCCCCCAGGCAUGGACAGCACUGAGCUUAGAGAAGCCCAGCUGAGCAGAGAGCGGGUGAUCCAGGUGGUGGACAGUGCAGUGCAGGGGGCUGAUGUGCGGAGCCUGGGCCCUGGGCUCCACCAUCUCCCUGUGAGGCCGGUCACUCAGAACGGGAGGCACAUCAGCACCGUGGUGGCCUCUUCUGCACCCAGCCUCAGCAACACCUCUGUGCUGACCAGCCCUCUGCAGAUGUUAGCCGCCCAGGCCUCCAGCUCCCCUCCUGUGGUGGUCAGCAGAGCACCCAAUCCUGGAGACGAGCCGCAGGCCAAGAGAGCCAAGAUGGAGGAUGGCUUCGGGAGUGAGUCGGCCCCGCACCAAAACACCACCUCCACCCAGCAACCGGUCAUUGUCACCAUGGCGUCACAAAGCCACGAAACCAGGAAGUGAACCAGGAAGUGGAGUCCAGGUAGCCAUUGGACAGCAGCAUUACCCCAAACUGCUUUUCUACAUGUGUGAGACUGCAUCCAACCACGCCUAAGGGAGUUUUUAAGGAUUUUGUUCAGAAAUUGUGAAAGAAAAACACAAUGGCAAUUGUUCAGCUUUACCGUUUUUAUAUAAGACGUGACACGUAAUCAGUCUGUUUAACUGUUCUCGUUCAGGAAGUGACAUAUUCCAACCAUCUCUCACCCUGUUCCUUUGGUCCACUGUAGAUCUUGUGCUGUGUUCAUUCUGUCUCUGGGAAAAGCAGACCUUUGUUUCAGAAAAACAACCUUGAAUAAAAUCCCUGGUUGGGAUUUUGGCCAUGUAUUAGCUUGAUUUUUAAAGAGGGGAGUAUUAUGCAAAAUAGAUUUUCCCCUCAUGUUAUAGCAUUGUUCUAUCAUCAAAAACACACCUGAAGAGGUUUUAUAUGUCAUCCAUGCAUGUUUGAAUAUUUUAGCGAUCUAUCCCGACCCUUUUCGAACCCUAUUUACAUUAGCUGUAAGAUUUUGUGCAAUGCUGAGCCCACAAGCCUACGUCAUCCAUGCUCCCACACAACAGUUAUAUAUACUAUACAAAAACAAAUAGAUAAAACUGUACACAACAACUUGACAAACCUGAUGCGAUGAGCAGUAGUUUAAUCAGUGGGGUGCACACUGAUUUUGGGGAGAUUCAAAGCGUCAAAACCAAAAGUGAAACAUGUUAAUACGUUGUUUUCUGUGAAUUUGGCAUUUUCAAAACAAUAAACGGUAACAUGGUGAUCUAUGGGGUGUUAACGGUCGGUACUAACACAGAACAUAUGUAGACGUAACAUACCCCCUCUUUAAAAAUAAAAAAAAAUAACUAGGAGAUCUCAGUUUGAGCUAAAAUGUAGCUAUAGAAUUUAAUUAGCAAUACAAUUUAAAAAAUGGGGACAGCUCUACUCUGCUAAACUUGUAAGUACUGCAUAUAUUUUUAAACAAUAUAUACAUUAAAUUAUAUGUUUAUGUUAAAAAUACACUAUGCAACUUUUCUAAUAUGCCAAGGUCCGCCUCCUGGUUGCUUCCAUGGAGAUGCUAUUACUUUGCCAGGAUAAUUUCACAGUAAUGCAUUAAAUUUCUCUGUCUCCAUGUGCCUUGAAAAGUUGCAUAGUGCACUUUUUAAUAUCGAUGUUACUACGUCAUGAAUGGACAGAUUUUCAGUUUUACCUAGGGACCUCAGAGAUUCCGAGACAGAAUGAACCACAUAUUUCCAGAUAAUUUCGCAGUCGUCGCUGGUCAAACCCUGCAAAAGCCUGCAUCCUGAGCGGACAUGUUUGUAGUUCUAUAUUGCGUAAACCUACCAAGCCAUUGUAGGCCUUAACUGUUAUUACUGCUCAGUGACUUCUCUGCAAUUUUCACAUUUUAAAGGGCAGGACUGAUGACGUUAGCUACUCUUUUAUGUUUUGUCAGAAGAAAAGAAAUCGAAGGGAAUAUGAACCAUAGAUGGACAGUAAAAGGAUAGUGGACCAAAAUUGAAAAGGGCUUCAAUUUAACAUUAGCCUGCUAGCUAAUUGUUGGUAGUUUUAUGAUUCGGCUAAAACAGGUUAAUAAUAAUACUGUUUUGGCUUAUAAUUUUGUCUCACUAACCAUUUUGGGCAGUCUAUUCAUAGGCCUAUGUAGAUUAUUACAUUAACUUGUCGUACUGGUCCGUUAGUUUGGCCCAAAAGUGAAAUAAAAUACAUACACUUAAAGAUGUGUAAGAUUCAUUAAAGCGCAUUAAAAUUCUUGCUAAUGAAACACCCCUGAGAGAAACCAUAAAACACUACAACACAGUCCUACCAUUACAUAUUUUUAAAGCAGUGGUUGCAAUGUUAGCAAUGGAUGCUAACAGUGAGAAAUGUAGCUCAGAAAUGUAAGAAAGCAUUUGUGAAAUUUAAAAACAAAUUUAAAAAAGCAGCUACCCCAGCAUUUUAGGCAGCUUUCUUGUAGUUUUUACUUUUUAGAUGCAUUUAUUUUAGAAACUGAUUUAGCAAAAACAAUCACAACGCAACACUAGCUAGCCGACCUAUAGCAAUGAGAACGAGACUUGAGCACUUGCAGUGUAGAUUAUAAUUGUGUAUUUAUUCUUUAAAAAAGUUAUAAAUCACUAAUUAACAUCAAGAAAGAAGUCAAGUGGUUGAUGGCACCUAUGCUAACAUUCAAAUUGACCAAAUAUUAACUGUUAAAUUAACUAAAUGCAGUAUUAUUAAGUAACUGAAAUGUUUAUAAUUUAAGAGAAAAUAAGUCAUCAUUGGGGUAAUUCCCAUGGUCCACUAUUCUUACAUUGUCUCAGUUUGAAACUUAAAGGGCCAAUAUUAAGCUAUUUUCUUAUCAAUUUUAUAAUGUUUUUUCGUCAUCAAAAACAGACCUGGAGUUGUGUUUUGUUUCAUUCACACAUGUUUAACACAUAAACCCUGCAUGUUCAAGCUUUGUUCUUUUCUCACACUGAAAACACUCUGUUCCACCUUGUGAUGUCAUGUGGUAAUACAGGAAGUGCUCCACUGUGUUUUUACAGUCCAAACACCUUCACUAAAAUCAUUUGGAUAAUUUCAGUCCUGGAAUUUCCAAUCUACUGAACUGAAGGUAAAACUUGAAAACCAGCACUACAUGACAUCACAAGGUGGAACAGAGUAUUUUGAGCUUGUGAAGAUGUAGACAAACUAAUAGUGUCUAUAAAUAAUAAUAAAGAGUUACUCAAACGUGUGAAUGAAAAAAUACAAUUCCAGGUAUGUUUUCGAUGAGGUAACAACAUUAUAACACACACUCUUUCCUUACAUGGCUUAAAACUCGCAAGUGUCAAUUUUUAGCAUAAUAUACGACCUGUAAUGUAAGGGCUUGAUGAUUUGUAAUCCAUUUAAAUAUUCAAGAAAAUAUCAAUUGCAUUACAAAAUAGUUGUAGAAUAAUUUAAUGAAUAAUUAGUAGUUUCUUUUAAUUAUUGAUACUAAUUUUGGAACACGCCCAGUUUUAUUUAUAAAUAUAUUUAUAAUUACAAAAAUGAAUUAAUGUGAAAUAAGGAAAUAUUAUCAGUUAUGGUCAGUCCUACCAUUACAUUAGAGUUCUCAGUAGUCUGUUAAACUAUUUUUUAACACUACAAAAAUUCUGUUUGAUUAAAAAAUGAGUUGAAUUCAGGAUGUUUAUCAUGACUUGAGUAGUUUCUCUGGAGAAUAACUCACUCUAUGUGCACUGGGUGUUUUGCUCAAGGAAACCACUGCAGUAAUCUAUGCAUUGCUCGGAGUGAGGGUUGAACAUCUAAAAUUAAAAAAAAUGAUGCAAACCACAAUAUUUUAUUCUGAAACUGACAAUUUGUAGACAAAAUUGUACACUUUGGAGAGUUUAUUUGUAUUGGGGCUAGAUGCAGCAGCAUAUUUAAAUUAUAUGUUGUCAGUUUUGGGUAUAGGAAUAAUUUAUGAGCUGCAGUGUAUUAAUGACCCACUCAUUCAACACUAUGUAACAAACAGGUGAUUGGCCCUAAAAAACUCCAGAAGUUGAAUAAAAAAUGUCUGCAGAACAUUUGAGGCUGUAACAUCUCCAAUCUCCAUGGAGACCAGGGAAGUUACACAGUGCACCUUUUAAUAUUCUGAAUUCAAAUGUCAUUUACAGAGCAGUGUACCUGAAAGCAUUGAUUUUUGACCGUAUGCAUUUGAAUUAGGCGGCAGACGGUAGAGGAGUGAAUGUAGACCAGUGAUUGUGUUGUGUUCGUGUUCAAAAAAAAAAAAAAAAAUCUGUAAAAGCAUUAUUCUAAACUUUUUCCAGGCCUUAAAGAUUUCUGUGUUCUCUUUUGAUCUUAACCAGCUUUUUUAGGCUUUCUAACUGUUCGGCAACACUACAGCAACUUUUUAUAAAAUGAAACUGUAUUCAGGGAUGGGCGGGACCAACAUACAUUCUUUGUUCAAUUAUUUUUCAAGGUACUUUUUGUCAUUAAUUGCCCACUUUUAUCUUGCUGCAAAAAAUAAUGUCUGAAUUAAAGAAACUUGAAUUCUGAAUUUCUAUUUGAAUAUUUGGAGUAAGAUUUCAAGAUAAUUAACACAAUGGCCGAAAAAAAGGGAGGAAGUGUCAUGCCUAUCUUUGCCAUUUUAAACUCAUCUUGACUCUAUAGAAAAGCAUUAGAUAUUUAACCAACUUUAAAAAAAAAAAAAGUUUUUUUUAACAAUUUCUCCAUUGAUUUUAUUCAAAAACAGUUGAAACUGUCAGCAAAGGGCAGUAGAAUGUGCUUCAGCUUUGUCAUGUUUACUUACUUUUUUUUUUU